GGAGGCGGAGGCGGAGGCGGCAGCGGGGAGGGCGGGCGGCGCGGCCGCGGAGCCGCCCCGCGGGGCGUGCCCGGCGCGGACGGCUCGGAGGCGGCUGCCCGAGGUCAUGUGGAACAAUAUCACUUUGUGCUCUGUUUGCAAGUUCUUCCCUAGCUCUUUACUGUUUUCAAGAUCUCGAACUUUAUAUCAUGUGUUCAAAAGAAAGUAUAAGGACUUGUGUAAAGAUGAACAAACAGCACAGAUACUACAGGAUGGGUCUUGUCAAGUUGUGAAAAGGACUUGCAACAUGCUUCCCAGUCGUUUAGUAAGUAAUAAAGCAAAAUAUAGACGGUAUACAAAAACUUACCCUGUUUUAGAUGGACGUAUCCCAGCUGUAUAUCAACAUGUGUUUGAAGAAAAUUUGAGGAACAGUGAGGCUGUUAUUCAAAGAUAUUCAGAAUUGCUAGAGAUGGUCAGUAAAGGAGGAGGAGAAAAUUCCAUCUUGCGCCAUACCCAGAGAAACAAGAAGCUGUUUGUUCGCGAACGCCUGAAAAUGCUCCUUGACGAUGAGUCUUUUCUUGAGUUGUCUCCUCUUGCAGGCCUCAAUAUGCCAUAUGGUGACGUCCCUGCUGCUGGAUGCCUUACUGGAAUUGGAAAAAUCUGUGGGGUCUGGUGUGUCUUCAUGGCAAAUGAUGCAACUGUAAAAGGAGGAACUAUUUACCCAAUUGGAGUGAAGAAACAAUUAAGAGCGCAGGAAAUAGCCAUGCAGAAUAGACUUUUGUCUGUGUACCUAGUUGACAGCGGGGGAGCAUUCCUACCACUGCAGUCAGAGCUGUUUCCUGACAAGUCAGAUGGUGGUAGAGUUUUCUACAAUGAAGCAAUAAUGUCUGCCAUGAAAAUCCCUCAGGUUGCAGUAGUGUGUGGAUCCUGUGUAGCUGGCGGUGCCUAUGUUCCAACCAUGGCAGAGGAAACUGUGAUUGUAGAUAAAAUUGGUACGCUGUUCCUUGCUGGCCCACCUCUGGUAAAAGCUGCUACAGGAGAAAAUGUCUCUCCCGAGGACCUAGGAGGAGCCAGACUUCACUCUAAAGUCAGUGGCUGUAGUGACCAUUUUGCACCUUCAGAGAAGGAAGCCUAUGAAUGUGUUCGAAAUAUUAUCUCAACGUUAAAUUACGAGCCUCUGCCGGAGGAGGUCAUGGAGUAUGAUGAUCCUCUGUAUAGUUCUGAUGAGCUCUUGGGGCUGGCACCACAAGGUUAUGAGUAUACUCUUCCUGUAAAAUUGAUUGUGAGCCGUCUGAUGGAUGGAAGCAGAUUCCAGGAAUUCAAGGCUGAUUAUGGAACAACAUUAGUAACAGGAUUUGGCCAUGUGGAAGGGCACUUGGUGGGGAUAGUGGCCAGCAAUGGGGAACUUUCUCACGAUGCUUCUCUCAAGGGUAGCCAUUUCGUACAGCUGUGCAGUCAGCGGAGCAUUCCCAUCCUCUUUUUCCAAAAUACUGCUCCACACGCAGCAGAGCCAACAAGCAUUUUGCAGGCAGAAGCUCACACCAACAGAUUAAAAGCCCAGGCCUCCAUGAUGGCUGCUGUUGCUUGUGCUGCUGUCCCCAAAAUAACCAUUGUAAUUGGUGGAUGUUAUGGGAGUGAAAGUUAUGUUAUGUGUGGGAGAUCGUUCAGUCCAAACUUCUUGUUCUUGUGGCCUAAUGCAAGAGUUGCUCUUGUGGAUUCGAGACACUUCUCCACAAUCCCAAAAGCUGACGACAGUGACUGUAAAGGAGAUGAAUUGGAACUAAGCCAUCUAAAAGAAAAGCUAGAGGAAGAAAGCAGUGCAUUUUAUUCUUCUGCCAGACUCUGGGAUGAUGGUGUAAUUCUACCUCAAAAUACUAGAAAGGUGGUUGCACAGUGCCUAGAAAUUAUAAAACAGCAGAAAUACCAGGUCAUAUCUCCGUGUCAAUAUCCUGUCAUCAGAAUGUAAUUGCAGUCUGCCAUUUUCAAGUAACUGGCCUUUAAAGAAUACUCAUACCGCAGUGGUAACUUUAAAUGUAAAUAACUUUCUAAUUCUUUGAUACCAUUAAUAAAACAGUUAAACCAUGAGCAGGCAAACAAGAAUCCUGGAUUUUAAGUCGAUUUGCAGUAAGUUUGUAUUUUGAAUCAUAGUUUCUUACUAUAUGAGUUGAGAUUUUUAUUUUGUGAAAAGGAAAGUUUAAUCUGUGGCUCUGUAGUACUCUAAUGAAGCAAACUCAUCCCGAACCAUAACAAUUGUUUGAUUAUUUUUAUUCAUGUUUUAUUAUGAAAUGCAGAACUAAAGAAAAUGUACUUUGACAAAAAAACAGGAAAGAGAAAACACAGAAGCUAUUACUCUAUCUAGACAGUAGGAGUUUUCAGGAAUGUAAAUGUUGGCAGCGGACAAAAUGCUGCCUGCAUCAAUGCCUUUGACUUAGUGCCUGGCUGACAAGUCUGGAUUUGCAGAACAGCUAGGGAAAGGCAAUGAACAAGAUGGGUGGUUUUAUGAUGGCUUUGCUCAGAUUGCUCUGAGAAUACUCAUACAGUGACCAGGAGCUGGUUUAAAUCCUUCAAAAUCACUUCAAAACAGGAUAAAAUUACCUCUUCUUGGAGCAUGUAACAGAAGGAACACGUAGUCUGUUCUGUGUCAUGUUACCAUGCUGACAAAUACAGAGUUUACACUGUGCCAUUUCAUGCAUCUUUCACUUUGCUGCAAAGUUUAAUCUUGUAAAAUAAGACUUUUGUGUUAUUUUAAAUGAAUUCUUAGAGCAGCACAUUUUUAAACUUUGUCAAAGGGUAUAUAUGAAAGUUAUCUGGGUAAGCAUUUUAGAGAAUCAUCAAGGAAAUUGAAACACUUAAUCCUAAUUAACUAACUAUGCAAAUAAAAGAUAUUGAAGGAA
This is a messenger RNA of Dromaius novaehollandiae (emu), 2873 nucleotides long. RefSeq names its product methylcrotonoyl-CoA carboxylase beta chain, mitochondrial-like. Gene Ontology annotation, molecular function: methylcrotonoyl-CoA carboxylase activity. The transcript is spliced from 13 exons. Gene Ontology annotation, cellular component: mitochondrion; methylcrotonoyl-CoA carboxylase complex. The record is from RefSeq and is a predicted model, not a curated record. Lineage: Eukaryota; Metazoa; Chordata; Aves; Casuariiformes; Dromaiidae. Gene Ontology annotation, biological process: L-leucine catabolic process. The coding region runs from base 107 to 1945 and encodes 612 amino acids.